UUUUUUUUUGUGCCGUUCUUUGGAGCUGAUGGUGCAACAAACCAAAAAGCCGUCCCCUACCAAGCCCCGUCAACCAUAAAUCCUUCCUGCGCGCAAAUGUGCACCGCAGUGUCCUCGCGCCGCUGGAGCUGAAGUCCGGCGAGAUAUGCCAGAUCUCGGCGCAGGGCAGCGACCAUGAGGAUGGUGCAGCGAAGUGGUGGCCCGCCGUGAUCUGGCUGGCCGCUGAUCCGCAUUUGCAGCGACAUGCCGUGCUGGUGUCGGAGACUGUGCGCGCGCUGGUCGGUGUGGGUUUUGAGAACAAGGUCGUGUUGCGACGGUAUCAGGGCAAUAUCGGAGUCGCUGAAAAGGUGACCGUGCGGGAGGUGCCGGGCGACGCUGAUGUGGAUGUCGAGGGUGGUGGCGCAUUGAUGAGGGCGGCUGACAGAGAUGGUUGGAGGUUUUUUUUGGAGCAUACCUUGAUGGAGACCAAGACUGUCUUUGAGGGCCUGACGUUUACGGAUAUCGAGUUCAAGGGGCGCAAAAGGUGUUUCCGAGUGGAAAAGAUCAUAGCGGCGGCCGAUGCGCCAAACACAGUUUUCGCGGCGGACAAGAAGUCCAGUCCCACAGUACCCGCGUUCACAAUGAGCGAAUCGACGACGAUAAAGCUCCUCACCGAGACCAUUACGGAGCCCACCAAAAAGAAGCCUGCAGCAAAACCCGCAGCGGCGGCCAUAGAACCCACCAAAACCCCCAUCCCCGCCAAAGCCACAAAAUCCUCAGUACCGCCAACAGUAGUCAGCGCCGCGACGCCCUCGAACGUAACCUUCAGCUCGAUCGGCGGUCUCUCGACGCAAAUCGACCGGCUGCGCACGCUCCUCGUCUCGGUGCUCGAAGACGCUGACGAGUUUUCGCGCAAGGGGCUCAUUCCGCCGCGGGGAAUCCUUCUCUACGGCCCACCCGGCACCGGAAAAACCAUGAUGCUCAAGGCGGCGGCCAGCGAGAUCAAGGCGAACGCCUACGUGAUCGAUGGCAAGGUGAUGGGCAAGUACCUCGGCGAGUCGGAAGCGGCCAUCCGCAAGAUCUUUGCCGAGGCGCGGAAAAACCAGCCAUCGAUCAUCUUCAUGGACGAAGUGGACAGUCUUGCGCCCAAGCGGUCGCACGGAGAGGGCAGCGAGGGAAGAGUGGUGGCCACGCUGCUGACGGAAAUGGACGGAAUGGAGUCGGCGGCGGAGGACGGGAGCAUGCGGGUUGCCAUAGUUGCCGCUACGAAUAGGCCCAAUGCUAUCGACGAGGCCCUCAGGCGAGCCGGUCGGUUCGAGAAGGAGCUGGAGAUCGGAAUCCCCGAUGUCGAUGCCCGCCGGGAAAUUUUGACUCUUCUGACACGGAAACUGGACUUCGAGAGCGAUUCUGAAACAACCAAGGCCGAGUUUGUGGCCGCCCUGGCUGCACGAACCCACGGAUACGUGGGUGCCGAUCUUGAAGCCGUUAUACGUGGCGGGUUUACAUUAGCGCUGAACCGCCGACGACGAGAUGCUGCCGCCGCUGCUGCCGCCAUCGCCGUCGCCAUCGCCGCCCCACCUCCAGACGAACCAACCGCCACCCCCUCCUCCCCGCUGCCGCCACCGAAGAAAGACGUAACCCUGAUCCCCGCCGACCUCGAAGCGGCACUGAAAGAAGUCAAGCCCACAGCCAUGCGGGAAAUCUUCAUCGAGCCGCCCAAAGUCCGAUGGAGCGACAUCGGCGGACAAGAAGAAGUGAAGCAGCGGCUGCGGGAAGCCGUUGAAUGGCCGUUGACACACCCGGAGGUGUUCUCGCGGCUCGGCGGCACGCCCCGCAAGGGGCUGCUUUUGUACGGCCCACCCGGCUGCUCCAAAACGCUGACUGCCAAAGCGCUCGCGACGGAAGCCGGCCUGAACUUUAUGGCCGUCAAGGGCCCAGAGCUGUUCAGCAUGUACGUCGGCGAGUCGGAGCGCGCAGUGCGCGAGGUGUUCCGUAAGGCCCGCGCCGCAAGCCCGAGUAUCAUCUUCUUUGAUGAGAUCGAUGCGCUCACCGCGUCACGUGAGGGCUCUAGAGGUGGCGGCGCGAACGUGCUUACCGCCCUGCUUAACGAAAUGGACGGUAUCGAGACAUUGAAGAAUGUUGUCAUCCUGGCGGCUACUAAUAGGCCGGAGAUCAUCGACCCCGCCCUCAUGCGCCCCGGCCGACUGGACACGAUCCUGUACGUCGGGCCGCCGGACCUCGCCGCACGUAUCGAGAUCCUCAAGAUCAAGACGCGAAAGAUGGCGAUCUCCGCUGAGGUGGACAUAUCAUCGCUAGCGGAGCGACUGGACGGGUUCUCGGGCGCCGAGAUUGUCAACAUCUGCGACGAGGCGAUUCACUACGCGAUGCGCGAGAGCUUCGAUAUCGAAGCCGUCGGCACUAGCCAUUUCGACAUGGCUGUGGGAAAAGCGGUCCCACAGAUCACGCAGGCGAUGAGAUGGAAGUAUGAACAGUGGAGUGUGGGCGGGGUUAAGAAAAUUUAGAUAUAGAUAUAGAGGGGUGGAAUUGAUACCAGACAUGGACAAAACAGCAGUGGGGCGCCGUUUAUCAUUCAUCGUUCAUCGGUCACCGUGCCAGUCCUCCCUUCCGCAGUCCAGUCCAGUCUAGCAAAUAGUAAACAAUAAAACCACCAGGAAAGGAAGCCUCCGAAC
Messenger RNA from Tricharina praecox, 2669 nucleotides. RefSeq names its product P-loop containing nucleoside triphosphate hydrolase protein. Gene Ontology annotation, cellular component: cytoplasm. Bases 408 to 2501 code for a protein of 697 amino acids. NCBI's taxonomy places the organism in Eukaryota, Fungi, Ascomycota, Pezizomycetes, Pezizales, Pyronemataceae. The transcript is spliced from 3 exons. Gene Ontology annotation, molecular function: ATP binding; ATP hydrolysis activity. The record is from RefSeq and is a predicted model, not a curated record.